ACUCAGAAGUUGAUGCAAGUGCUAGAGUUGUCCGGUAAACGAGCGUAGAAUUUAAAAUUUCAAACAAGAUAAUUGUGGAUUCAUUAAUUAGGUUUAUUUUUAUACUAGAUUGUCUUAACUUUUACUAUUAGCUAUGGAACCUAUGGCUUUGGGUAGCCCCACACAUUCUCCUUCGGGAAGUCCAAACGUGGGCUACCUGCCUCCUUUUUUGUUAGGUGAAAUAAAUCCCCCAACUACACCUAGAACAAACAGCUUAUCCCCAACUAAGGGAAGAAGUCUUGCUUUUGGUUCGCCAACAAGUCCAUCUCAGACUUCCACACCUGAUCAAAAAGUUUAUCGUCAGAGUAUGUUAAUGCACCAACAAGCAAUAUAUAAUCAGCAACAUGUCUUUUCAAACAUUCCAUCCUCACCAAAUGUUUCAUUCUCUACGAAACCAAGUGGACCUCCUAUUGAAGACCUAUUUGAUACCAUAAAGUCAGAACCGUCAAUCAAUAAGUCACUUUUUCAAGAUCACAGCUUUGUUGGUUAUGGUAACAACAAUUCAUUUCUACAGAACUCAAAUAUGAAUAAUGCUUCAGUGAAUAACCAUUCUUUGACAUCACAAUGGCAAGAUGGAUGUCAAGAAAUAGAUGAAUAUUGGAUCACAGUGUUUGGUUUUCCUCCAAAUGCUGCAAAUACUGUACUAGCCAGAUUUAGCAAUUGUGGAGCUAUUUUAGAUAAGCAAUACCCAACUCAGGGUAACUGGGCACACAUCAGGUAUGCUACUAGAGCGGAGAAAGAGAGAUCACAAGCUUUAAAUGGGAGACAAAUAUUACCUGGUAUCAUGGUGGGAGUUGUUGAAUGUAAAGAUCCACCUAGGAUAAGUGCUCCAAGCCCUGGUGCAUUCCCAGAAAGACAAUCAACCCAAGCAAGAUCUUUGUGUCCUACUCCAAUGUCACAAGCCCCUGUGCCACAAAGGUCAAGCGGCCUGAUAUCCAAAGCAUUGGACUAUGUUCUCAGUUGGUGACAUAUAAAUAAAUGGAGGUCUUUAUUAUAGAUUUACCUAUUCUGUUAAAAAAACAAUUCUACACAAAAAAGCAGUGUUGUAAGUAGCUUUUUAGGUUUAUUCUAGAAUAUGGGCAUUUCAAAUAAAUUUAAAUAUUUUUCAUUUCAAUUAAAAAGUGUUUAUCAUUGACAAUAUGAAUUUGUUGCUAAUAAUUUAAUUUUGUGACAUCUUUCAUUUUUAGUUUUCAUAUUUUGUAUUUUUACUGGAUUUUAUCAGAUAAGUCUGUAUAGUUAGGGACAGGAACCCUACUGAGAAACAACUAAGAAAACAAAUUGUUAAUUAUAAUUUAAUAUGGAAUAACUGAAGUCUUUAUUAAAAUCAGACAAUUUAAAAUAUGUCAAUCUAGAAAAUUUAUUUAAAAAUAAAUUAAAAUUCUAAUAUUUGUGAAAAAACUUUUACCUGAAUUAUUUAUUUUAUUGUUUAAGAACACAAUGUUUCAUUCUAUUAUCACAAACUC
Molecule: messenger RNA, 1502 nt
Organism: Pieris rapae (cabbage white)
Lineage: Eukaryota; Metazoa; Arthropoda; Insecta; Lepidoptera; Pieridae
Gene: Nup35
Product: nucleoporin Nup35
Exons: 4
Coding region: 134-1006 (290 amino acids)
Biological process (GO): NLS-bearing protein import into nucleus; regulation of DNA-templated transcription; nuclear pore organization
Cellular component (GO): nuclear pore central transport channel; nuclear membrane; nuclear pore nuclear basket
Molecular function (GO): single-stranded DNA binding; structural constituent of nuclear pore; phospholipid binding
Source: RefSeq, a predicted model, not a curated record